Molecule: messenger RNA, 3939 nt
Organism: Eupeodes corollae
Lineage: Eukaryota; Metazoa; Arthropoda; Insecta; Diptera; Syrphidae
Product: ubiquitin-protein ligase E3C
Exons: 8
Coding region: 342-3674 (1110 amino acids)
Biological process (GO): protein polyubiquitination; ubiquitin-dependent protein catabolic process
Molecular function (GO): ubiquitin protein ligase activity; protein binding
Source: RefSeq, a predicted model, not a curated record
CCCAACUAAUGUCAUUUAUCUAACAAGACAGAUGAGGAAAAAUCCCAAAAUCCCCAAAUGACAGUUCAAUUUUCUUCUCUGGCCGUCAGAAAAUUCAUAAGUGAGAAAAAAUUAAAAAAAAAUUAUCUUUUGGUUUGCUUCGUCUUCAUAUUCUUCAUUGUCAUUGUCAUUGGAUUUCACCGAAAAACAAUGUUUUUACCAAUUUUACUCGAUUGCAAAUUAAUUAAAAUCAAGUUAAAUUUUUAAAUCAAAAACUCCACAACAGCAUUAGUUGAAAUUUAAAUAAAAUCAAAGAGUUUUCUUCAAAAACAAAAACCAUAGAAGUUCAAUAAGAAAGAAAAAUGUAUAGUUUCGAUGGUGACUAUCGUCGCAGACCUGUGCAGAAUUUAGGUGGUGCUUCGCAGAGUUGUGAUCGUGAAACAAUUAUUAAAAAGGCCCAAAUCGAAAGACAAAAACGUAAUGAAUUGCGCAAACAAAAUAAUGGAGCUAUUGUCUUGCAAUCAUAUACGCGGAGCUUCAUUCUCAGGCAAAGGCAAAAGAAGCUGGAAAGGGAUAACUUCGAUGAGUUCUUCAAGUCUCACAAGGACAAGCUGACCGAGGAUGAUAAUCUCGCCUAUUUGCUAAGACGUAUUCUGUUCUUUUAUUCGAAUAAAGUUUCAAAAGAUUGUGAACGAUUGAUUGAACUCUCACAAUAUCUCCUUCGAAAUCCAUCAAAAAUGCUUGAAAACGCAGUUACUGGUUUCAUCUGGUUGCAUCGCCUUCGUAAAUUGAUGAUUAUUUGUAUUGAACAACUAACUGUUCCGAAUUCGUCACAAGCAAUUCCCAUGCGAAUGGUUGAAACUUUUACAUCAGAGAGCAUAGUCGAACGAUACAUCGAAGAUCACGAACGAGUCCGAUUGUAUCUAGAACUAAUUUUUCGUUAUUUAGUCGAGAGAAACUACUUUAAGCGAAUUCGUAAGAUAUUAGAGGAAAAAUGUCCACCACUAGAUGGUGAGACUCUGCAUGCUCCCAAUCAAGUAACCGAAGCUCUAUUUCAAAUGAUUAUGAGACCCUUAGUGCUGGUUAAUCGAGGUUUUCGCUAUGGCAAAGUUAUUUGUCAAUCAUUCAAUGAACAUAUUCUGAGCAAAAGCUUUUCCGAUCCCAUUCGGAAUUAUAUACUUCCGUGUUUGGCCGAGCAACCGGAGUUUCCUUUCAAAGAUAUUCUACGUUCAUUGGAACCACUAAUUCCAGUGGCAACUCUUUUGGAGGGUGGAGUCGAUAAGAUGCAAGUAGAUGGAGACGAUCGGGAUCGAGAUGAUGGCAAUCCGAUAUUCAGUAGCUUUUUGCUUAAUUCUAUUUUAAUAUUGGACAGAAAUCAGUUAGACACACUUAAGGAAAACAACAUCUUAAACGGCUAUAUCAAAGUGAUCUCAGAAGUUUCACCCAAAAUUCUAGUUCUCCCGAAAUCUUCAAUAAAAUCAACACAUCUGUCUAGCGGUCAUAAUGCAUACGACGAAGACGAUGAGGAUGAAGAAGAAGACGACGAAGAAGAUGAGUUAGAGAGUCAAAGUGCUUCUCGCAUGAGUAUAGAUCCAGGAAAAGACUCUAUCCAAACUGGUCUAACUGUGAUAGAAAGAAACUGUCUUCUAGAAGUAAUCGAAUUGCUGAACGAUUCUAAAAGAGUUCAUAUAAUCGUUGACAAUAUAGAGCAUUUUAUAAAUGAUGCAGAUGUAUUGUACGCAUUGUGUAAAACCUGCCACAAUAUGAUGAUCUAUAAUAAAAAUGCUAUAUUCGAUUAUAAAUUACUCUAUACGUUGGCUUUUAUGCCGACAUUUAUCAGAGCUGUAUGGUUCACAUUGGCUUCACAAUCUAGCCAAUUGGGAUUCUCGUCACCUCUAAGUCUCAUAUCAAAGGGUGUUGUCCCUAAACAAAAUGGAGUUGAACGAACAAUACCACUUCUAGCUACUUUCUGUUCACUUUUUGGUCGUCUUGUUCCGACGUUGCAUGACACAGAAUUCUGUGAAGAUAGCAUGUUCGAGAAACCUCAAACCCUAAGUAAGCUGAUGCCAUUCAAAAUCGAUGAAAUUGUUCAACUAAGUAAGACACUGAAAGAGAUUUCGUUGGGUUUGGUGGAGUUGGCAUUCCCUGAGACAAGAUCUAAUCUCAAUGAACACUAUCGUUGGAUUCUGGGCCGCAGUGAGUUGGAAGACAAGAAAAUCAAACAUCAAAAACAAAUCUGGGCGAAUCUAUUGAAAGUAACAGUUUCGGUGCUUAAUCAAAUACACACACGAGAUCUACGUCUUGGCUUUUGUCCUGAUACUCAUUGGACUGUUAGUAAACUGAAUUUACCCCUUGAUCGACCCAGUGAUUUACCAUUGACCAGAGGCAGUCGCACGAGGGGUAUUCGACCAUUUCAACCAAUUCGAGAUUUUACUCGUGAAGAUUUUGAAAACGGUCCACCAAUGUCUACCAAACAAAUACGUUCGAUCACUAUUCUGAGGGAAAUACCAUUUGUAGUGCCGUUUAGCAAGAGAGUAGGCAUACUACAGGGUUUGGUGGCGGCUGAUAAGAUGAGGGUACAGGGUAAUUUACAAGCAUUCCUACAAGGACCAUCCAUAUUGUUGACUGUUCGUAGAUCGCAUCUUUAUGAGGAUGCCUUUGAUAAGUUAAGACCAGAAAAUGAACCUGAUUUGCGAUUAAAGUUUCGAGUGCAAUUUGUCAGUUCGUUGGGUUUGGAUGAAGCGGGGAUCGAUGGUGGGGGAGUUUUUCGAGAAUUCUUAUCAGAACUGAUUAAAACAUCGUUCGACCCGAAUCGUGGUUUUUUCAUGGUCACCACAGACAACAAACUCUAUCCAAAUCCGAACGUUGGAGAUCUUUUCCCCGACUUUGAAAGACAUUACUAUUUCAUCGGACGAAUCUUAGGAAAGGCAAUAUAUGAAAAUCUACUUGUCGAACUGCCCCUAGCCGAAUUCUUCCUUACCAAAUUGGCUGGCAAGUAUUCGGACGUGGACGUACACCAACUCGCUUCCCUCGAUCCAGAGCUCUACAAAAAUCUUCUCUGCCUAAAAGACUACGAAGGUGAUGUUUCAGAAUUGAACUUAGAUUUCACAGUCGUCACCAGCUCAUUAGGCCAGACGCAAGUUCAGGAUUUGAAACCGAACGGUCAAAGUAUACCAGUGACAUCGUCAAAUCGAAUCGAAUACAUUCAACUCAUAGCUGAUUAUAAGCUUAACAAACAAAUUCGACAGCAUUGUGUUGCGUUUAGGAAAGGUCUGUCGAAUGUCCUGCCAGUGGAAUGGUUGUACAUGUUCAGCAACAAGGAAUUACAAAUUCUCAUAUCGGGUGCUGAAAUUCCAAUCGAUUUGGAAGACCUUAAAAAACAUUGUAAAUACGGCGGAGAAUAUAGUCCCGAACAUCCGAGUAUAAUUUGUUUUUGGGCAGUAUUAGAGGGUUUCUCGGAUUUACAGAAACGGCAGUUGCUUAAAUUUGUUACGAGCUGUUCGAGACCACCGUUAUUAGGAUUCAAAGAUCUUGAUCCACCGUUUUUCAUUCAAAAUGCCGGCGAUAUGGAACGUCUUCCAACUGCCAGCACCUGCACCAAUCUCCUCAAGUUGCCACCAUUUAAGACUGAGGAACAAAUGCGAGAGAAACUCUUAUAUGCGAUCCAAUCGAAUGCUGGAUUCGAACUUAGUUAAUUUAAAUUAAUAAAAUAAUAAAAAAAAAAGAAAAACUAAAUAAAAGGCUUAGCUUGUAUGAAUGUAGUGUGAUGAUUUCAAUAGAUUCAGAUAAACAAACCAACACCCACCACACCCAAGGAAAUACUCCAUAGAAUUCAUCCCAACGUUUCUUUGUUUUUUAAAAAUUAAUUCACAGAAAAAAACAACCUACACCUUCAAUAAAAAAAAACAAUCGAUUUAAGUUCCUUCUUAAAGAAAAUAAAUAAAAUAAAAUAUAAUUAAA